GUCAAUAAAGUUGCAGUGGUUUGACUUUGCAGCGAACAACAUGGCGACCUCCAUGCUGGGCUCACUGCUGCGGACCGUCCGGCAGAUGGUUCCUUCAUCAGCUUCAGGCCAAGUUCGAGGCUACUACGUAGACUGGAGAAUGUUGCGUGAUGUGAAGAGAAGGAAAAUGGCCUAUGAAUAUGCAGAUGAGAGACUACGGAUUAAUUCGAUUAGGAAGAAUACUAUUUUGCCAAAAUACCUUCAGGAAGUGGCUGAUGAAGAAAUUGCUGCCCUUCCCCGGGAUAGCUGUCCUGUUAGAAUCAGAAAUCGGUGUGUUAUGACGUCCCGUCCACGUGGUGUGAAGCGGCGUUGGAGGCUUAGUCGGAUCGUCUUCCGUCACUUAGCUGACCAUGGGCAGAUGUCUGGGGUCCAGCGAGCAAUGUGGUAAACUGCCUUAGCUCCAGAACCUACUGAGCUUGCAGGGAACCAGUUCUGACAAGACAACACUCUUCUAACAGACAAAAACCUAGUUUUAAUAGGCGUCCAGUAUAGGAGUCUAGUCUACCUAAUGUCUAUUUAAAUUACUUUUAAAUUUUCAGUGAAGAAACCUAGAUGUUUCAUUUUGUCAGUGAAUUAUCUUUCCUGUUGGACUAAAUGAAACAUAAGUGUUCCCAAGAUGAUGCAGAGUAAUAAAAGUAUUUUCUGUGAAAAUAUGCUCUGUAUGCUUG
Molecule: messenger RNA, 707 nt
Organism: Eptesicus fuscus (big brown bat)
Lineage: Eukaryota; Metazoa; Chordata; Mammalia; Chiroptera; Vespertilionidae
Gene: MRPS14
Product: mitochondrial ribosomal protein S14
Exons: 3
Coding region: 41-427 (128 amino acids)
Biological process (GO): translation
Cellular component (GO): ribosome; mitochondrial small ribosomal subunit
Molecular function (GO): structural constituent of ribosome
Source: RefSeq, a predicted model, not a curated record